This is a messenger RNA of Benincasa hispida (wax gourd), 502 nucleotides long. RefSeq lists its product as uncharacterized. NCBI's taxonomy places the organism in Eukaryota, Viridiplantae, Streptophyta, Magnoliopsida, Cucurbitales, Cucurbitaceae. The record is from RefSeq and is a predicted model, not a curated record.
ACGCGUUGGCUUAAGCGCGCCGAAUCCCUUCUCAUAAAAUCCACAACUCCGAAACGCUAAUUUUCAUAUGUGGAAGACAUAGUACGAUAAGCCAUGGACGAGAUUAGAGCUUCUUCAACGCCGCCGCAAGACGACGGCGCAGGGACGUUUUCCGGUCGGAAACAAGAAGCGUCGGUGAUGGAUGGCGUUAAGAAAGGGUGGAGGUUCUUUUGUGCAUCUUCUCAAGAGACGCUGCGAUAUGUCAAAGCCUUUUUCGUUGGUUGGGGAAAGAAGAUGACAGCAAAGAGCGAGAAGGAAGCGGCUGAAGCAGACUUAAAGACUGCCAAAAUGCAGGUUCAAGCUACCGAGGCCGCAGAGAACACCAAGAGAGGAAUAUAAUUAACAAAUCAAAACUAAUAAUGACAAAAGAUCUGAAUCCUUUGUGUUUCAGCUUGUAACCAUUAGCAUAUAAAUAUUUUGGAAUGAAUAAUAAUAUCCUCUUUUUGGUUUUUGCCUUUCACAA